GUCUGCCGAGCCGAGGGGGGCGCUACGGCUGCCUAGCGGAAACACUGGUGAUAUCUAUGUAUAAAUCCACGCACCCAGACAGCCGUGUUUACUAUCAUACACCGUGACCGACACCAAAACUUCCUAAACACUCAUGAGCCACAUCGACUAUUGUGUCUGACUCCGGGACGCUCACAAACGGGUUUGGAUCAUGUUGUCACUGGUCGGUGCGCGGUCCAUUCGGUGGUUCAGGACCGUCCUUCCAGUGAGGUACUCAGUCGUUACGGGGGGACAAACUUAUGAUACGCAACCCACAGAGGAAGCACUAGGUAGACAUGUAAACUCCGGGCCACCCAAAGUGGGCUCAUCGUUUGUAUGUAGGACACACGUGGGGUCAUUCCGGGGUUAUUGCACUGCACACACCAAACUCAGUUGUUGGAAGUGUCAGCAGACCCUUGAAGACCAGCCAACCUUCUUCUGUCCUCUCUGCAAAGUCGUCCAGCCGGCAGAUGAGUCAGCAUCCCACUUCCAGAUUUUGAACAGUCCCCACUCAUUCACGCUGGACACACAGAAGCUUCAGAAGACGUACCUGCAGCUGCAGCGCACCCUACACCCAGACAACUUCAGCCAAAACACAAAGGAGGAGCAGCAGCACUCGGAGGACCAGUCGGCCCUGUUGAACAAGGCGUACCGGACGCUGCUCAAGCCUCUGAGUCGAGGCCUGUAUAUGUUGGAGCUGGAGGGCAUGGCCCUGGAGGAGGGGAGCGACUCCGGGGCGGACCCCAGCUUCCUGAUGGAGCUGAUGGAGCUGAACGAGGCGGUGGAGGACGCGCAGACGCCGGAGGAAGCCGACCGGAUCGGCCGCGACACCAAAGGGGAGCAUGAAGCUGCCAAGGCACUGCUUAUCCGGAUGAAGUACUUUGCAACCGUUGAAGAGAAAGUGAAAGAACAACUUUCUAAGCUUAUGUGAUAUAUAUAAUUUUUAUUUGAGCAAGUUUAAAAUGUGCAGGAGCAAUUUACAUUCAAUGUGUGGUAUAUUAUAUAUUUAUAUAUGAGUUUGUUUAAUAUUUUAAAUAAAGGAAAUUUUAUUCUAAAGUAUGAAUAAAUUAAAUUGAUUAAGAAAUUUUGCCUGAUUGGAUGAUCGUCCUCAAGGCCUAUUAUUAUGAGAGGCUUCAAACCUCCCAAAGUGUCAUUCAUAUGUCAGGUACCGGUUUUUCUAUACAAGCAAGUCGAUGAUUGAAUGCUAAUGAGGUAAUUAUGUUGAUUAGUUACGAUGAUUUUCGUCAUCCCCGUGUCUAGCCACAAAGUAUUCAGUUCCUAGGGUUACCUUAAGGUGGAGACAAAAUACCUUGACAACUCGGCAGAAAACUGCACCGCAACUUGCUCUUGAUGAAUCAAAAGGAAAUCUUUUUUUCAUAGAAGUAUACUCACUUAUUUCUAUUCAUGAUAGCUUUAGUAUACAUAACGGUAAGGAUGUGAUCUGAAGGGCUACAUCCAUGUGAUGUCUGGGACUCCUUAUGGAUAGAAAAACCCUGCAUAUUGAUUUGUUUCUCAAAAUGGAAAUUAUGUAAGUUGAUGCGGCAUAUUUAUUCCUCAGCUUGAAAAACAACCCAUUUUCGUCUCUAUUUCCUCCCACACGUAGAAGAGGUUUCCCUAUAGACCAUAGGGCAUUAAGCAAGGGCUUCUCCCAGGUUUUCCUCCAAAUGGAGACAAGCCAUCUCAUUUAUUAUUCAUGUCGUAAUCGGAAGCCAUGAUCCACGCGGUGCCUCGUCUAGAUUAAUGAGAAAAUGUGAUGGACCAACUCUCUCGGGCCACUCGCGUCUCUCCCGACUCUUUGAAAUUGAGUUUGAAAGAGAGGGAAAAGGGGAGAACUCAGCAGCUCAGCACAGUAAUUUACUGGGAUGGAAAAAUGAACUGCGAGCUGCUCUUUAGAUUAGAGGAGGUGUGCUCUGGUAGGAAUUUGAACAGGGCUAAAUGAGGCGAUACAUUCAACCCAUUCACUGCUCGUCCAUGUGUCUGAUAUGAACUCUUCUUGGAUUGGUUGCGUAGAUUAGAGUUAAUUUCAAAUACUUUAACUUUAACCGAGCAAUCACCGUCACAACCUGUCGACGUUGCGUUAACAGUUUAAUGUAGUUUCUCCUUCAAAAGGCCAGUAGUUAUGUUAGAGCGGCAGACCUUUCGCUGUUGGAUGAUUGAGGAUUCACCAGACCUCCUCUGGUCAAAUAUAUGUUCAAAGUACAGACCGUCAUGUUGAGCACGACGGUCAGGGGUUCAAACCCCGCUUGGACCAAUCCGGGAUUCCUCUCUGUGCGCCAGCUUCCUCCCACACCAAAGGCAUGCGAGUGAUAAACCUGCAAGUGACCUUGAUCAAGGCACCGGUUGGGUAGUGGAUCCCUGGGUGGCUGCUGCUUAAAAGCAGUAAAGCUGAAUCAAAUGUGAUCUAAUCUAAUUUAAACUGAUGUAAUCUGUCUUGCUAUUACUAUCUUAAUAUUAUUUCAUUUAUGAAGACCUGUAUAACCACCUCUCUUCAAGACAAAGAGAACCAUAAAACACAUGGAUUAAAUCCAACACAAUGUAUUAUGCUGCUGUUUAAGUAAACAUUGUAAAUUGGCUAUAUUAUUGUAGGACACAUAUGACCUAAUCGUAACAAAAUGCAGAUCACAACAAUUGCAUUUGAUAUCAGCCCAUAGAGAUGCACAGGAAUAUGACAUCCACUGGCAUUGAAGCCGUGGAGACCUCAUUCUCAAAAGAAAAGGCAAUUCAACACCUUAACAUGCAACACCCCUCACUUGACAGAUGUCCACACUAAUGCACGAUGAGCAGUUCUCCAAUGGCUCGUUUUCCCUUUUCCUUCCCGUGUUGGUCCGCAGUCCUGGGAAAUCAUCAGAUCUUCCCUCACAGCGUGCCUCUGCGUGACUGGAGCUCACGGAAUCCCAACUGCCUCCCGCAUAAUCCGAGCGGCUGCGUCUUCAUUGUUUAUUCUGUCUGCCACUGUAGGCCAGUAAUGACAUUGUGGUCUGACACAGCAGUCGCUAAUCCGAACCGGGAAUGGGUGCUGUGUCCCUAUUCUGUUCUUGGAGAGACGCCGUUUCUGGUACACUGUCGUUGUCAUUGGUGUCUAGGACAAAUAUGCAUGAUCUAACCCGCCAGCACAGCCUCUAUUCUGCACCGCCGCUGCCUUCCUCAGUUUACCAGGAGCCUCGCUGUGUCCUUCUCAGGUGCCCGCGGUGCAGAGGAGAUGUUUUAACACGUUGAGUUGCCAGCAGAAGCCAAGUAAAUCGCUUGCGGCCAUUCCUUUUUUCCGGUUGCUUAACAGCCCAGGCAAAGUCUACUGUAGGCUCUGAGGUCGGACAAUCUUGGAUUAUCCUCGUGUUAAACACGUGUUUGGAUUGUUAUUUUUCCGAUCAACAACAAUCAGGCGCCACCCUGGCUGUGGUGAAUAUUCAUCUCACUUCAGACGUUGUACAGCAGCUACAUCGUCUUGCCAUGACUGACAUUGGUACUCGUAUUUCCGUGCUACAGUCCUCAAAAGUAGAGUUUACUUGGUUGUUUUCCCCUCGCCAUCUAUCUAUAUCUAUGUUUAACAUCAUGUCCCAAUGCAGGAUAGGCACUCCUCUUCGAUACAAACCCUGUGAGGAGAUUUAAUGAUGAAGAUUUAGAAGACAGACUGGUCAUUCAUUAGUGUGUUCACGCUUCACAUCAACUCUCUCUUUAACAUCCACACAGAAAAUUGAUUGCGUGAGUCAAGCAUGAAUUAGUUAUUGAAUAACUAGAUGAUUACACACUAACUUAUGUAAUGGAUUGCUCCACUCUAAUCUCUGAUAUUUGUAGCAAUGUAGCAAUGAAUUCAAGAUGGAAAAACACGAUAAAGGGCCCUGUUUCCAAAUUGAUUAACGAAACAAGAUGAUAACGGUGGAUAGUGGCAGAUAAUAAUGUGGAUUUCAAGCGGCUCGAAACAAACAAAGGAA
Messenger RNA from Gadus chalcogrammus (walleye pollock), 3947 nucleotides. RefSeq names its product HscB mitochondrial iron-sulfur cluster cochaperone (gene hscb). NCBI's taxonomy places the organism in Eukaryota, Metazoa, Chordata, Actinopteri, Gadiformes, Gadidae. Gene Ontology annotation, molecular function: ATPase activator activity; protein-folding chaperone binding. The transcript has 5 exons. The coding region runs from base 191 to 949 and encodes 252 amino acids. Gene Ontology annotation, cellular component: mitochondrion. Gene Ontology annotation, biological process: protein complex oligomerization; [2Fe-2S] cluster assembly. The record is from RefSeq and is a predicted model, not a curated record.